AUGCCAAACGAUAAGAAGUCAGUAACCAAUACGAUCCAAGAGUUACACAAGGUCCAACUCUCCCACCAGUGGGAUCCAAAUUUGCCACAGGAGAAGAUUGAUGCUAUCAACGAGGCAGUCAAGACAGAUGAUCAAGAGAGGGCCCUCGAGUUAGAAAAGACUCUCGCCCAUGAGUCCCAGUAUGAGUCUGUUCGUGCCGCGGUGCGCAACUCAGAUGGCGGAGAAGUUGCCAACACCGUGCGCGCGUGGGUGCUGGGCAUGUUCUUCACUACUCUUGGAAGUGGUCUCAAUAUGUUUCUGAGCAUGAGGAGCCCUGCCAUCUCGUUCCCUGCUAUUGUCGUUCAGUUGCUGGUCUAUCCGAUAGGUUGUUUGUGGGCCAAGACAAUGCCGACUCGGAAGUUCAAUACAUUUGGAGUGAAAUGGACGUUGAAUACUGGUCCGUUCACUAUCAAAGAGCAUGCGGUUAUCACAAUCAUGGCAAAUGUGUCGAUCGGCUAUGCUUAUUGUACAGAUGCCCUCUUGGCAUUGAAAGCGAAGCCACUAUAUAAUAUGGAACUUGGAUGGGGUUUCCAACUAUUAUUCGCUUUGAGCAGUCAGGUAAUUGGUAUGUCCCUGGCAGGCAUUUUCCGCCGUUUCCUCGUCUGGCCCGCUGCUAUGAUGUGGCCUAGUCAAUUUGCGAACACUUCCCUGUUUUAUGCUCUUCACGACUGGAGCUCCUCGGAUGAAUCAGAGACCCACGGAUGGAGCAUUUCACGCUACCGAUAUUUUCUAUAUGUGACAAUUGGGUCUUUUAUCUGGUAUUGGGUACCGGGAGUCCUAUGGCAAGGACUCUCUGUGUUUGCUUUUGUCACAUGGAUCCGACCCAACAAUGUGGUUUUGAACCAGUUGUUCGGAGGCUUCACAGGACUCUCCCUCAUUCCUAUCACGUUUGAUUGGACCUAUGUUUCUGCAUAUCUCGGAGAUCCACUCUUGGCACCUGUCCAUGCUCUUGUCAACACCUUCAUCGGGCUUGUGGUUUUUGUAAUCAUCACCACAAUCGGGAUCUCUUACUCUGGGGCUUUGUACUCCGCCUAUCUCCCUAUCAACACGUCUAGCACCUAUGACAACACGCAAAGCGCCUAUAAUGUGACCAGAAUCCUAGGUUCUGGUUUCUCUUUUGAUGAGGAAAAAUACAAGGCAUAUUCGCCGAUGUUCCUAGCUCCGACAUUUGCCUUGAACUACGGAUUGUCGUUUGCGGCCCUUACAGCAGCUAUUGUACAUGUUAUUCUCUUCCAUCGAAAGGAGAUAUGGCAUCAAUUCAGGGCUUCUCGGAAUCAGGAACCCGACAUUCAUCUUAUCAUGAUGAAAAAGUACAAAGAAGCCCCCGACUGGUGGUAUGCGACACUAUUCCUAUGCUCGAUCGCACUAGGGCUUGCAGGCAUUCUGGCAUAUGAUUCGCAGCUCCCUUGGUGGGGCUUUUUUGUCUCAAUUAUCAUUGCCGUCGUCUUUAUAAUUCCGACUUGCGUGAUCCUCGGCAUCACCAAUAUUAUGCUUUCGCUCAAUGUCUUAUCGCCUUUUCUGGCAGGUUUCAUGAUUCCAGGAAAGCCGAUUGCGGUCAUGGUAUUCAAGGUCUUUAGCACCAUCACCUUGGGACAAGCUCAAGUAUACUGUUCGGAUCUCAAACUGGCCCAUUAUAUGAAAGUGCCACCCCGCGUCACCUUUAUGUGUCAAGUUGUUGCAACGGUAUGGGCAAGUAUUGUUCAGAUUGCAGUCAUGAACUGGACCCUGAACAAUAUCGAUGAAGUUUGCACAACUACUCAGUCGGGGAAUUUUACAUGCCCGAAUGGAAGAGCAUUCUUUUCAUCCAGCAUUGUGUGGGGUGUCAUUGGUCCACGACGUAUGUUUGGACCUGGCGGCAUGUACAUGCAAAUACAAUGGUUCUGGUUGAUUGGUGCUCUUCUUCCGGUGGUAUUCUAUGUCUUGAUAAGAAUGCGCCCUCGGUCUAAGCUCAGGUUCCUAAACGCACCUGUGAUGCUAGGUGCUAUGGCCUGGCUGCCUCCGGCCACCCCAUUGAGCUUCUCUUCAUGGGUUAUCUUUGGCCUCAUAUUCAACUACUGGAUUCGACGCCGAUGGGGCGGUUGGUGGCAUACUUACAACUAUAUCACCGCCGCAGGACUUGACUCGGGCCUCAUUCUGUCCACCAUUGUUAUUUUCUUUGCGAUUAUUCUGCCAAAUGUCUCGAUACCCCAAUGGUGGGGAAAUAUUGCUCCAUACGAGACCAUGGACUCUCUUUAUACGGCAGUUCGAAAGACUGUCGCAGAUGGAGAGACUUUCGGACCAAAAGAGUGGUGA
Molecule: messenger RNA, 2331 nt
Organism: Penicillium roqueforti
Lineage: Eukaryota; Fungi; Ascomycota; Eurotiomycetes; Eurotiales; Aspergillaceae
Exons: 20
Coding region: 1-2331 (776 amino acids)
Biological process (GO): transmembrane transport
Molecular function (GO): oligopeptide transmembrane transporter activity
Source: RefSeq, a predicted model, not a curated record